AUGGUGCCAGCAGGCUCUGUGGGAGAUGGGCUGAGGCCACCUUACUGGUGGACCAGGGAAGGCUUCACGGGGAAGGGGCCUUUUCUGGAUGACCCCUCUCUGAGUGUCACCCAGGCAGCCUUUCCUGGACGGAAGUCCAAAGCGAAGCCCAACGGGAAGAAGCCAGCGGCGGAGGAGAAGAAGGUGUACCUGGAGCCGGAGCACGCUCAGUCCAGGAUCACCGACUGCGAGUUCAAGGAGCUGGUGGUGCUGCCCCGCGAGAUCGACCUCAACGAGUGGCUGGCCAGCAACACCACGACGUUUUUCCACCAUGUCAACCUGCAGUACAGCACCAUCUCGGAGUUCUGCACGGGGGAGGCGUGCCAGACCAUGGCCGUGUGCAACACACAGUACUACUGGUAUGACGAGAGGGGUAAGAAGGUCAAGUGCACAGCCCCCCAGUACGUCGACUUUGUCAUGAGCUCCGUGCAGAAGCUGGUGACUGACGAGGACGUGUUCCCUACUAAAUACGGCCGAGAGUUCCCCAGCUCCUUCGAGUCCCUGGUGAAGAAGAUCUGCAGGUACCUGUUCCACGUGCUGGCGCACAUCUACUCGUCACACUUCCGCGAGACCCUGGCGCUCGAGCUGCACGGACACUUGAACACGCUCUACGUCCACUUCAUCCUCUUCGCCAGGGAGUUCAGCCUGCUGGACCCCAAAGAGACCGCCGUCAUGGACGACCUCACGGAGGCGCUGUGUGCCGGCGGGGCCCGCGGCGGGGGCGGAGGGGGCCCGGGGGCCCAGAACCACGUGAAGGAGAGGUGAGCCGCGCGGCCGGCAGGCGUGCACGUGUGC
Pteropus alecto (black flying fox) is the source of this 834-nucleotide messenger RNA. RefSeq names its product MOB kinase activator 2 (gene MOB2). Lineage: Eukaryota; Metazoa; Chordata; Mammalia; Chiroptera; Pteropodidae. The record is from RefSeq and is a predicted model, not a curated record. Gene Ontology annotation, molecular function: protein kinase activator activity. Gene Ontology annotation, cellular component: nucleus; cytoplasm. The transcript has 6 exons. Gene Ontology annotation, biological process: signal transduction; positive regulation of protein phosphorylation. The coding region runs from base 1 to 804 and encodes 267 amino acids.